AGUGGUUUUCCUUCCAUCCACAUAAUCCCAAAGAUAAUUUCUAUGAUUCCUUCAACACUGCAUCUCAAUUAGAUACCAGACCGGCUCUUCCCUUGUUGCAUACAUCGUAGUGCUGCUCACUGUGCCACCAUUAUCAAUCACCUCCAUUGCUAAAGGAUAGUCUAAUAUAAUGCUCUUCUCCUAGCUCUCAGCCAUCUCACCUGUGUGUGUUUGUGUGUCUCGGAUCUUAUAUAUUAUAUAUAUAUAUAUACAUAGAUAUAGAGAGAGAGAUGAUCGACAGCAUCAUCAAUUUAAUUUGGUCUCCCAUGAAGGAGUACGUCUAUAAGGAGAGCAAGUAUGUGCUCGCCUGGGAGUCCAACAUGAGUGCAUUAGAGAAAGAGAUGCUGGAACUGAACAGCAAAAUAGAAGAUCUGCAGAGCAAGGUGGAUGCUGCUGACAGGCAAGGCAAGAACCUCACCAGCGAAUCUAAAUCCUUGUUAGACCGGGCAAAGAAGCUACAAGAACAGAGCAAAAAGAUGGAAGAGAGAUGCAAGACCAUGUCUAAAUGUUUGGCAGGUAUCCCACUGGAUGUUUUCUCUGGUUACCAGCUCAGCAAGAAAGCAGAGGACUUGCUUCCUGAGGUUAAGGAGUCGGUCACCAAGAUCAGUACGGUCGUCAACAACGUGGCUCGUGCGGAGUCAAUGCCUCAGCGGUUUCAGGAAAGGCUUGUCAAUCAGGCUCUGGGCGUGGACUCGGUGUUGGAGCAGCUCCAGCGCCAUGUCCAAGACGUGAACGUUCGUGUCGUUGGGGUGUAUGGCAUGGCCGCUGUUGGGAAAACAGUGCUGCUGGGCGAGCUCAACAACCAGCUCCGCGAGAUGGACCUGGAUUGCAUCAUUUGGGUGGACAUGCCUAAGGAUUCUAGUGUGGAUAAAGUCCAAGAUGUUGUUGGACAAUGGCUAGGCAUCACCUGGCAAGACACAACGCCACAAAAGGAACGAGCUCGACUGAUAACCAGGCAGCUUAACAAGUCCAAGUUCAUGUUGAUCCUGGAUGAAGUGUGGAAGCCGCUGGAUCUUGCAAAGGUGGGGAUUCCUAUUCCCAGACGCCCAUCACAGAGCAAAAUCAUACUGGCGACUCGGAUUGAAGGGAUGUGCGGUGAGUUGAACGCGGACGUGACGGUUCGGGUCGAGUGCAUGGAUUGGAAAGAGGCUUGGACGCUGUUUGAGGAGACGGUAGGGAAACAGCUCAUUAAUUCCAACAAAGAGAUCCGCAAGCACGCCAAGCAACUGUUCCUCAAAUGUGGUGGUUUACCCCUGGCGCUGACCAAACUCGGUCGAGCAAUGGCGACCAGGAAGUCGGUGUACGAGUGGCAGCUCGCCCUGACCACCAUAGAUAUAGCACCAUGGGAUCUUCUGGGUAAGGAGAUCUUUUCUGACAUACUGAGGCCUAGUUAUGACAACUUGGCUAAUGAUAAACUAAGAACAUGCCUUCUCUACUGCUCUCUGUACCCGGAAGGGUUCUCCAUAUACAAAGAGUGGAUCAUAGACUACUGCAUCGGUGAAGGGAUCAUAGAUGACAUCUACAUCGACGUGCAAGAGAUUUAUAACAAGGGGCAUGAGUUGCUUGGGAUAUUGAAAGCUGCGUCCUUGCUAGAGGAAGGGGAAGACGAGGAUUCUGUCAAGAUGCACCCUGUGGUUCGUGGCUUGGCUUUGUGGAUAGCCUGUGAUUACGGAGAGAAGCCCAACAAAUGGUUGGUCCGACCACAAGCAGAUCUCCAUGAAGCACCCAUGGCCGAGAAGUGGAAGGCGGCUGAGAGAGUUUCACUGAUGAGGAACAACAUCACUGAGAUUUCUGAGAUUCCCGAGAGUCCCAAUGUCCAGACACUGAUGCUUCAGCACAACAGACGUUUGGUUAAAAUAUGUGAUGGUUUCUUCACGUUCAUGACGAAGCUCCGUGUUUUGGACAUCUCGCACACUGGCAUCACAGAGCUUCCGGCGGGGGUUGGGGUGAUGACAGAGCUGAGAUAUCUGGAUCUUUGUGGCACUGGCAUCAAGCAACUCCCCAGUGAGAUUGGAAAGCUGAAGCAGCUCAGGUUCUUGCUCCUAUCUUACAUGAAACAAUUGGCUGUUUUCCCAACAGAGGUGAUCUCAAACUUGACCAAGCUGCAAGUGUUUUACAUGUAUAACAGCUAUGGGGACUGGAAAGUGGGCUCGAUUGGGAACGGAGUGGAUUUUGAUGAGCUGAAUGCGUUGAAGCAAUUAACAGCAAUGGAAAUCACCAUACAAUCAGUCCAUGCUCUGCAGAGGCUGGCUCAGUCACAUAGACUGGUCACCCGAACGAGCAAAUUGCAUAUUAGAGCUUGCCAAGGUUUGACAACCAUUGACAUGCCUUAUUGCACCAUCCUGGGAAGGGUUAUGAGAAGAUUACGGGAACUUCGAGUUUCUGACUCUGAUGAACUCAAGGAAGUGAUCAUAGUUGAUUGCGAUAGUGAGUAUGGUGAAACUGAUGCUUUGCCAAAACUAGAGAUUCUUGGUCUUUACAGGCUUAGCAAGGCUAAGAUCUUCUGCUAUGGAGGGUGUUUACGCAGCCUUACCCACUUGAACAUUAACGGAUGCGGUGAAAUGGAGCAUUUGAUCUACCUCGGUGAUGAUGAUGAUGAUGAUGAUGAGGUGAGUGAAGAGGAUGAGAAGGAAGAUGGUGAGCAGGUGUCCGGGACUGUGAUUGAUGCCUUUCCCAACCUCAAGAUGCUGUUGCUAAAGAAAAUGCCCAAGUUGAAGAGCCUGAGUGAAGGGAGGAUAACGCUGGCUUUCCCUUCAUUGGAAUAUCUUGGGGUUUUCAAUUGUCCAAAUCUAAAGAAGCUUAAACUGAAAGCGGAGAAACUGAAAAUGGUACUGGGUACGAUGCAAUGGUGGGAUGGAUUGGAAUGGGAAGAUGACAGCAUGAAAUCUUUGCUUCAACCUCUCUUCAGGAAGAAGGCAUUCUUAUGAACAUAUAUGCCUUGGUAUCUAUCUGCAUUCUUGUUGUGUUGUUUCAGAUUGAUCUUGUUCGUCAAUGUUAUCCUAGAGUGAGUGUGAGUAUAUAUGUUAGUGUCCUGAUUAGUAGUGAUUCAAUGUUUGAGAACCUUGUUUAGCUUGUUGUAUAGUUAUAUAUUUAUGUUUAUGUCUUGUUUCGCAACUGUUCGGAGUAAUGCUGAAUCCUGAAGGAAAUAAUUAAAUAAUAAUGAUUCA
Molecule: messenger RNA, 3206 nt
Organism: Dioscorea cayenensis subsp. rotundata (Guinea yam)
Lineage: Eukaryota; Viridiplantae; Streptophyta; Magnoliopsida; Dioscoreales; Dioscoreaceae
Product: disease resistance protein RPS2-like
Exons: 1
Coding region: 270-2966 (898 amino acids)
Molecular function (GO): ADP binding; protein binding
Source: RefSeq, a predicted model, not a curated record